UGAGUGUCAUGUCGUCUGCACGACUGUGAAACUGGUGUGUUUGCCCAUUUCUCCUCCAGGUCUAUGGUUUGCCGUUAAAGCUGCUGGUGCUGUGAAUUCGUCUGUCUUUUCAAGAUCUUUCAAAAUUUUGUUCAUAAUGUCUGGUCGACCAUCCGGUAUCAGUUAUGUCAAACCGAGUGAACCAAGCUUUCUGGCGAAAUUUAAGCAACAAGCAGGCUACAAGGAAGGCCCCAGUAUUGAAACAAAGAGAGAGAUUCCCAAGUUUGAUGAAGAUGAUGAUGACGACAACAGACCAGAGGCUGAUGACGAGAAGCCCACAGUUGUCGUGCUUCGUGAUGGGGACUUGACGCAGGAAGAGGCAGAGGAACACAUGAAAAAUGUGGAAAAAAAAGAAGAGGAGCAGCCGCCAGUUGGGAAGAUCAUGUUCAAGAAACCAGUCAAGCGCUCUACAGAGGAGGGUGGUGCCUCGGAUCUCACUGCCAGCUCGGCAAAGAAGAAAAAGAAGGAAUAUGGAGGUAAGGGGUCCACGGACAGGAAGGACGAAAGGAAGAAGGUGAAGAACACGUCCCUGCUGUCGUUUGGUGAAGAUGAGGAG
Messenger RNA from Acanthaster planci (crown-of-thorns starfish), 595 nucleotides. RefSeq lists its product as uncharacterized. NCBI's taxonomy places the organism in Eukaryota, Metazoa, Echinodermata, Asteroidea, Valvatida, Acanthasteridae. The record is from RefSeq and is a predicted model, not a curated record.